Messenger RNA from Umbelopsis ramanniana AG, 1352 nucleotides. RefSeq lists its product as uncharacterized. The coding region runs from base 27 to 1037 and encodes 336 amino acids. The transcript is spliced from 8 exons. NCBI's taxonomy places the organism in Eukaryota, Fungi, Mucoromycota, Umbelopsidomycetes, Umbelopsidales, Umbelopsidaceae. Gene Ontology annotation, biological process: transcription by RNA polymerase II; transcription initiation at RNA polymerase II promoter. Gene Ontology annotation, cellular component: transcription factor TFIIA complex. The record is from RefSeq and is a predicted model, not a curated record.
CUUUCCGCUAUCCAUCACUUGAAAAGAUGUCGAACACCAUUGUGUCAACGGUAUAUCGCCAAGUCAUCGACGACGUUAUAAACCAAGUGCGCGGUGAUUUUGAUGAAAUGGGCAUUGACGAUAACAUUUUGAAUGACCUUCAAAGGUCAUGGGAAACAAAAGUUGCGCGCUCACGCGUCGCAAACUUUAUUGUUGGUGAGGAAGGGUACUAUGACACUGAGGCAUCACAGCAUGCUGGACUCAUCUCAGACACUGGUUUACAAUAUCCUCCUGUCACUAUACACGAAUCACUUUCUACUUCCGCAGCUGCUGCGAGCCUCGCCACAAUGGCAUCCGGCAGUGCAACCGCAAGACGAGAUAUGAUUGACAAUGAUGUGCAAAACAGAAAUUCAGGAUUUGUGAACUCUAAUCCUUUAGGUGGUCUUAUGCAUCCGCACAACAUGUCCAAUGGAGAAUUUGCAGUUCCAAAUAUAAAUAUGUCAACGCCACCACAUUCAGUGAAUCAAAACCAGCAAUUAACAAAUAACAAUGGCAGAUCCAACAACAUCCCUCAACAUGAUGGUGCAAAUGAUGAGCUUUUUACUCAGGAAAUUGACGCUCGUUUGGAAAAAUCCAUACUAGACAAGCACGCAGAAGAGAUUGACAAUUCUACCUCACCCAUCGAUGUGACAGCCUUCAACCGAGGCGGUACAUUAAUUCCAGUUGACACACUGCCGGAGGAGUAUCAGCAAUUAAUAUACGAAGCAAAGAAGCGCGCUGUUGCAGCUGGCGCAUUGGACCCAUCUUACCUGAUUCCACAAUUGGAUGGAGAUGAUGAUGAGCCUGACGAAGACGAAAUCAACUCGGACUUAGAUGAUAGCGACGAGGAUGAUGAUGAAGCUGAAGGUGCGGAAGAUUUGGAACAUAUUAUAUUAUGUCUGUACGACAAGGUCACACGUACCAAGAACAAAUGGAAGUGUGUUCUUAAAGAUGGAAUAAUGCUAGUCAAUGGCAGGGACUACUUAUUUCAUCGAGCAAAUGGCGAUUUUGAAUGGUGAUUCCAUAAAUGUCUACUAGCACUACAUGCAUAUUAGCUUCUUUCCUGUCAUAGCCCUAAAAUUGUAUAAUACACUUCAAUUCGAUCUAUUCAAUAUCUCUACAUCAUUGCAAUCCUUCAAAGAAAGAAAGAAAUCCACAUUAUUUGAAUAAAUAAGAAACAUUGAGCAGGUAUGCUUGGCUAAAUAAAUUACAUUAAGCAUGAAAGAUUUGAGACGGCAGACUAUCAUUUUUUCAAAUCUUCAUAUUGAAAGGAUCUAGGCUGUCAAAAAAAUUAUCUCCACGAGCAGCUGGUGGUUUCGAUGUGCGGGAUUGUC